UCUAAGAAAAUCCAACUACUUCAUUUCAAUCCCAUUUCUUUUCCUUCAUUCCUCCACACUCAGUGUGUUUAAUUAUCUGAUCAUUUGUUCCACGUUGCUAGAUAUAUACCUAUGGAGAAGCAAGUGAUGAAACUAGCGUCACAAAAGGCGGUAGUGAUAUUUAGCAAGUCAUCUUGUUGUAUGUCUCACACUAUCAAGUCUUUGUUUUAUGAUCUUGGAGUAAGUCCAGCAAUUUAUGAACUUGAUGAGAUCUCCAAUGGAAGAGAAAUCGAAAGAGCACUUCAAAAAUUAGGGUGUAGCCCUUCGGUUCCUGCUGUAUUCAUUGGUGGCCAAUUGAUUCAUAAUUCAACCAGCACCGUCAUGUCUCUUCACCUUAGUGGUUCCCUUAUUCCCAUGCUUAAAAGAGCUGGGGCCAUUUGGCUGUAAACAUAUAAGUUGCAACGACCUAUCU
Molecule: messenger RNA, 451 nt
Organism: Papaver somniferum (opium poppy)
Lineage: Eukaryota; Viridiplantae; Streptophyta; Magnoliopsida; Ranunculales; Papaveraceae
Product: monothiol glutaredoxin-S3-like
Exons: 1
Coding region: 112-426 (104 amino acids)
Source: RefSeq, a predicted model, not a curated record